AACACUUCAGCUUCCGGGACUCGGGAUGCAUUUCAACUUUUCGUUUUCUUCAUCGGUUUGUGUCCAAGCGAAAUGAGCGGCGGGUAUACGCGGGGGGAUUAGAGCGGAUCGUUCACCCCACCCCCCAUCACUUCCCCACAGCCCAAGGCCGCCGCAGCCACCCCGAAGGAGGAAGGAGAUUUAUCUCCUGUCACUGAGGGUCCAUCUUGCUGGAAAUGAAUGAAAUGGCGGGUAAAAUGUCAAAAUCUGAAGGGUUACCAUUAGCAAGAGAAAUGCAAGACCUUCAAAAUCGAUUUAAUGCAAUGAUGCAUACAAUCAGCAGCAACUCAAAGGUUGCAGCUUUCAUGAGCACCUCUGUGGGUCAGUACCUAGAUGAUCACCCUUUCCUUGCAUUAUUGUUAUUGGUGUUUACCAUAAUGGCAGCCGUGCCAGUUGGUUUAUUCCUGAUUUUCGCAGUGAUUACAUCUCUCUUGGCCUGCGUUGGUUUCAUUGUGAUGGAAGGUCUGAUGCUGUCGAUAGGUGGUGUUGUCCUGCUUUGUUUUUUAUGUGGACUAGUUCUCAUUUCACUGGUCAUCACGUCUUUUCUGGCUGUCUGCUUCUUUACUUUCUCCACAACAAUGAAUUAUUAUCAUAAUUCAAGUGCUCCAAGUAAAGAAGAAGCAGCUGUCAGCUACUCAGCAAUUUCACAUCCAGAUGAGACUGAACCCAAAUCCACCCUGAAGAAGGAUUAGUUUGCAAAAUAUCCCUCUAGUUUCUGUUAAGUUGUAUUUAUGUAAAACGACUGUACUUGCACUAAUUUCCUUUCAUGAGACGUUCUUUUUGCCUUCAAGUACCUGUUACACUUUUGUAAGCAGCAUAUGUUAGUCUUCACAAUUUGUUCAUCAUUUUCAUUUGUGUAGUGUUAUUUUGAAUGAGAAGUUUUGUAUACUUUAACCUAUGUAUUUUACUAUAAUUACUCUAUAACAUGGAGACCUGAUUAUUUGAUAUAAAAAGACUAUACAUUAUAUCUGUAUCAGCAAUGAUUAGAGUCUACUUCUGCAUUCUAACUGGUGGGAAUGUUCUCGAUGUAUUAAUUAAUAAAACAGAUACUCAAAGCAAUAACAAA
Molecule: messenger RNA, 1105 nt
Organism: Chiloscyllium plagiosum (whitespotted bambooshark)
Lineage: Eukaryota; Metazoa; Chordata; Chondrichthyes; Orectolobiformes; Hemiscylliidae
Product: lipid droplet assembly factor 1-like
Source: RefSeq, a predicted model, not a curated record